CAAGUUAAGUAGACACGGCCUUGCAUAUAAGCCAGCCAAAAAUGCCUAGAGUCGUUGCCACUUAGUUUUGAGAUUCCUAUUGGAAAAUGAGCGUAAUCGUAACCAAGUCUAGGCCGUUGCUGGUCCGCCCGUCGACGGAGCAGUCGACGCCGACGACGACCGACCACAUCAAAGUCUCCUCCUUCGACAAGGCUCUCGCCUUCUCCGCGUUCUCGUCGUUCCACGUCUUCGACGGCGCCAUCCACGAGCCCGCCGAGACCAUAAAGAGGGCGCUGUCUCGAGCUCUGGACCACUUCCGGCUCAUCGCCGGCCGCGUCGUCGUGGGAGACGACGACGGCGAGCUCAGCAUCGCAUGCACCGGCGAGGGCGUGGAGUUCGUGGCCGCGACGGCCAACUGCGCCUUGGUGGACGUCAAGCUCUUCGACCCGCCGUUCGCGGCGCUGCUUAAAGACCUCGCCGUCGAAUACCCGUUGGCCAGCUGCCGCGUGACCGACCCCUUGCUGCUCAUGCAGGUGACCGAGUUCUCCUGCGGCGCGUUCGUCCUCGGUGUCACGUGGAACCACGUCGUCGCCGACGGCACGGGGAUCGCGCUGCUCCUGCGGGCAGUGGGCGAGCUCGCGCGCGGGUUGGCUCGGCCGUCCGUCUCCCUGGUCACCUGCGCCGACGAGCUCAUGCCGGACUUCCCGCCGUUGGCCGCCGCUAUAGUGAAGACCAUGCUUGGCCAGCUGGAGCCAAAGGAUUACCCCUACCUCGACAUCACCGUGCCGAUGAGCACCAUCGGCCGCAUCAAAGCCAAAAUCGGCGACGAGCUAGGCGCGCCGUGCACCGUAUUCGAGGCGGCCACGGCUGUCCUGUGGCAGUGUCGCUCACGCGCCAUCAUGCCCGACGGCGACCCGGACAGCGCGGCGCCUCUCGUCUUCGCGGCGAACGCGCGCAGGCACGUCGGCGCCGGGGACGGCUACUACAGCAACUGCGUCACGACGCACGUAGUCGCCCCGCCACCGACGAUCCGUGAGGCGGCAGAGGGGGACAUGAAAGACCUCGUUAAGCUGAUCAGGGGCGGGAAGGAGCAGGUACCUGGCACCCUGGCCGGAGAAGAAGUAGAAGGCGUGCCAGGCCUGGAGACGCUGUUCGGGUACAGCGCGCUGUUCGUGACGAGCUGGCGGAACCUGGGCUUCGAGGCGACGGACUUUGGCGGCGGGACGCCGGCGAGGGUGAUGGGCCACGUGGGGCCGCGGUCGGUGCCGGCCUGUGUGGCGUGCCUGCCGUGCAGGGACAAGGACGGGGCAAACAUGCUGUCGCGCUUCGUCAAGGAGGAGCACCGCGCCGCCUUCCUUGCCGAGCUGGCCAAGUUCACCUGACCGGCGUGCAAAGCUAGUUCUCGAUCGAAGUUGCAUUUUAUACAUUGAGUUUGUAAUGAAGAGAAUAUUUAUUGUAGUAUGUGAGCACAUUCACGUAUUAGUCAGGUCAGGCAUCUGAAAAAAAAAAACUUUUGCGUCAACCAAAUUUUGGGCCGUC
Messenger RNA from Triticum dicoccoides, 1518 nucleotides. RefSeq names its product acyl transferase 15-like. The record is from RefSeq and is a predicted model, not a curated record. Lineage: Eukaryota; Viridiplantae; Streptophyta; Magnoliopsida; Poales; Poaceae. Bases 87 to 1361 code for a protein of 424 amino acids. The transcript has a single exon.